AUUGGAUCCACAAGAUGGAUGCUAUCGACCAUCCUCGUGUGUAUCUGGCAGACGCUAUGCGUAAAGUAAACGCCCUCCUAGAUAUAAAUCUUGACGAGGACGCGCCGUCGAUUCAGGCGGCCAACUGCUCUAUGUUGUUUCAGUCAAACACUGAUACUAAUUUCAACGAUAUCACGGCCUUCAGAUCGGCUUUCGCCCGUUCAGCUGAUGACGCUCGAAUUUAUGCAGAACUGAACACGCUAUUGGAGGAAGGUCAGGAGUAUGCCAUCAUGUUAUACACUUGGCGAUCCAUUUCUCGAGCACUACCUUUUAUUCGGUCGAACGAACAACCACAUCGCAUGGAAAUCUACAAGAAGACUGUGGAAAUCUUGGAACCGUACGCAAUAAAAUUAAAACGGUUCAUGGCCUUCCAGAAUGCAGCCACGGAGCGCUUUGCAAAGGAAGUAGAGCGCUUAGCUCAUAAGGAUCAAAAAAAUUUCUUCGUUAAUCAGGCUUACCUAGUCACCUUGGGGAAAAUGCUCAAAAUGUUUGCGAUUCUGGACGAAAUGAAAAAUAUGAAAGCCAGUAUGAAAAAUGAUUACUCCAACUACAAACGAGCCACUCAAUUUCUACAACACCACGAUCCAAAGGCGAUGGAGGAGUCGCAAAAUGUCAGCAUGUUUUUGGCCAAGCAGAAGAUUAUUCGUGAUACACUGAAAGAACGGCUGAAUGCAGUUGAUGGCUACGAAGAUUUGUUGGUUGACAUUAUUCACAACAGUGCCCAAAUGUAUGAUAGCAAAAUGUACGUCCUCCCAGAGGAGAAGCAUACGCAUGUGGUUGUGUUGGCUUUCGCACUGUACCUACUGGACUCCACUCGCAUUGUUGAUGGUAAACAGGUUGGCGUGAAUUUGAAUAAGCUUGCGAAACGAUUGAACAUUCCAAAACUAGAUCACAUUCUAAAGGAGUGUGAGGUGGUGAACCUUUUCGGUGAUAUGAGUGUUGAGCCCUUCUCUUAUGUGAGACAAACAACUUCGUUCGAUCCAUCCAAGUGGCCAGAAUGUCAAGGAACGCGAGCAUCCAGUCAGGGUGCACUGCUUCUACACAUGCCACGAUUUCGCGAAGAAUACACAUCACUCACGGCUGAUUUGGCAUGGCAUACAAAUAUCACAUCAACAAGACUCAACGAACGAUCGUCGAAAGAAAAUCGCGAAUUGUACGAGCUGGCGCUCCGUGGACUGCAGUACCUUUCCGGCUGGUCCGUCCAGGUUCUUGAUACAUUCACGUGGAAACUGGCUCACUGUGCUUCACACGAAACAAACCCACAUUGUCCAAGGGAGGCGGAAAGCUACGAGAAGGCGACCAAAUAUAACUACAAUUCCGACGAAAGAUUUGCAAUGGUUGAAGUAAUCAGUAUGAUCAAAUCGGUUCAAGCACAGUUGUUGCGUCUGGAAACCUACUAUUCUGAGGCAAUUCGACGCUCUGUGUAUCGUGAUCUACAGACCAUCGUUGUGGGUCAGCUCAGUGGCCCACUUUCGAAAGCUCAGAAGAAAAAGGAUCGAAUCAAUUUGGUUCGCUUGAUCUACGCUAUACAAGCUACAUGUGCUGACCAGAUAAUCGAUCAACUGGAUUCGGACACGCUGCAUUCUGGUGGUGGUAGCACCCACUCAAAGUCUUGGAGUAAGUCUGCCACCUCCCGAUUCACCGGCUCAAACAACAACAGCCUGACGAGUGGAUCAAACACCGCAUUAUCCUCUGUCGCCGCUUCGAUGACUAUGGAGUCGGGUAGCGGGACAGUGACCAGCAGUAGCAUGUUCGAUUUGAACAAGCGUCGUGCGGGGCCAGCUCUAUUUGGUUCGUACAAUGUUGGAGUUAAUGAUCAGACUUCAUCCGGCAAGAACACGAUGCGAAAAGAUUUGGAUGCAACCACACUGACGGCGAUCGAAGGAUUUCUAAGGAACAGCUUUUAUUGGCCAUACUUGUUGAACUUCUCUGAAACGCUGCUCAAAUGUUGCGAUUUAUCCCAACUUUGGUACCGUGAGUUCUUUUUGGAAAUGACAAACGGGUCGUGCAUCCAGUUUCCAAUCGAAAUGAGUCUACCGUGGAUAUUCACCGAUCACGUGUUGCAGACAGAAAACCCCGGGUUCAUUGAGUAUAUGCUAUAUCCGCUGGACUUGUACAACGACGCAGCCGACUGCGCUUUGAAUCAGUUUCAUCGACGUUUCCUUUACGAAGAAAUCGAGGCUGAGGCGAGUUUGGUCUUGGAUCAGCUUGUUUACAAACUGAGUGACCAAGUUUUCAAGCAUUACAAACGUUAUGCUGCGUCGAUUCUGCUGGACAAACGUUUUCGGGCAGAGGCGCAACGUUCGGGUUGGCGCGAAGCCUAUCCACCACCGAAACGCUAUGCAGCCGCCCUGUUGCGCCAGCGCCAUGUUCAACUUCUGGGACGAACAGUAGACCUCAAUCGUUUGGUUACACAACGAAUGAAUACCGCAAUUCAUAAAUCGUUGGAGAUUGCCAUUGCCAAGUUUCAAGGAUCUGAUCUGACCGGAAUAGUGGAAUUGGAGGCUGCUAUUGAUUGCACACGUCUCUGUCACCGAAUGCUGUCCGAACACCUAGAACUGGACGACUUUGAUGCCUUACUGCGCGAAGCCAAUAAUUUUGUGACUUCACCUUUCGGGAAGAUUGCUGUGCAUGUAUUUUGGGAGCUCACGUAUGAUGUAGUAAAGAACUACUGCUACAACGAUGCUACGAACAGAUUCGUGCGGACCAAAUUCACUUUGAGUGAGGUGCUGGAACGGGAGAAGCCCCCGGCAGUUGAUGCCCAAUAUUUAUGGGGCAGUCAGUCCUUGACUACCUGUUUUGACAGCAUCUUCGGUCUUUAUCGUGGGUUUGUUGGGGCGCCACACUUUGCCGCUGUUUGUCGAUUGCUCGGUUACCGUGGCCUAUAUAUCGUUACGACUGAAGUUAUGAAAGUGGCACAAUCUUUGUUGAAUCAGACCUUACGAAGCUACGUCCGCCGAUUGAUUCGGUUAAUGCCACGCUCGCUAUCUCUGCCUCCGGCUGCGCAAGGAUCUGAUGCGGCUUUUUCCGCUCUUUAUGACCAACUACGCCAGGUCUACCAAUAUCCGGAUCUUCGGACAAACGUUUGUCAGAAUUUCCGCGAGUUAGGCAACAUCAUUAUAUGUUGUCUUCAACUUGAAAAGCAAUUGUCCAUCGAGGAUGCCUGUGAUUUACGCCAUGCCGGACCGUUCAUUGGUCAAAUGCCGAAACCCUUCUUUCCACCAUUGCAAGAUGUCGCUAACAAAGGAAAGGUGACCGCAGAGCAACGGAGAGAACGCGACAUUCAGCUGAGAGAACUUCAGAAGAAACAGGAAUCAAUGAAUAUGGUUAACGUUGUUGCCAAGAUUGGCACUCCCGAUCAACUCAGUUUGGCCAAGGAGAAUGAAAUUUUAACCAAAGAACGACUCUGCUCGGGACUGGUGUUGUUCGAAUACGUCUUGAAUCGUAUACGCGAGUUCCUUAGUGAAGAAGAUUCUGGUGGCAGCACCUGGCAUGGUUUUCUAAAUCCGACGAAAGAGAGUUCUAACGGUCCGACUUCUAGUGACAUAUUGGGUUUGGAAAACUGCACCUACUUUCAUCGAAUAUGGUCUGCGAUCCAGCUGGUGUUUUGCACCCCGUUCGGACAGAACGAAUACACGGUGGAGGAGAUGUUUGGCGAAGGUCUAAAUUGGGCUGGGUGUGCAAUCAUAGUCCUUCUUGGACAGCAGCGUCGUUUUGAAAUUCUGGAUGUCGGUGGACUCCUUUUACGCCUACAGCGUGCAGACAAAAAGGAAACCACACAAGAAGGAGUGUCGCUGGACAAAAUGGCCGCACGUUUGAGUCGGUUCGCGGUCCUCAAUCGACAGAUUUUUGCGACGCUGAAUAUCUACUUGAAUCCGAAAGAUCGCCCAACCGGUCCAAGUGAAAACAUCCGUCACUUUCCACCGCCUACCUGGUCUCGUUCGUAGUCGCUUCUACUUCCUAUUCAUACGCCCACUGUGUAGUCUUCUUUGACCUACUGCCUUAUGCUUCCGUUCUUCGUUGUCCCAAAAUCCCGAUCGGACGCCACCCAUUUCUGACCUUCCUUAUAUAUUAGUCAUUUCGUUCCACUGACUUGCUUUACUUGCCUACUGUUUGCUGCAUACUGUGCAAUCCACCCAGGUAUAUGAUUUUUUAUUCCGGUGCCACACUAUUAAUUGUAAUAGUUGUUUUUUUUCUCGUCCUAAUUACAAUACACAAG
Messenger RNA from Opisthorchis viverrini, 4258 nucleotides. RefSeq lists its product as hypothetical. The transcript is spliced from 20 exons. Gene Ontology annotation, biological process: axon guidance; regulation of translation; cell projection assembly. Bases 15 to 3986 code for a protein of 1323 amino acids. The record is from RefSeq and is a predicted model, not a curated record. Gene Ontology annotation, molecular function: RNA 7-methylguanosine cap binding; small GTPase binding. Lineage: Eukaryota; Metazoa; Platyhelminthes; Trematoda; Opisthorchiida; Opisthorchiidae. Gene Ontology annotation, cellular component: neuron projection; SCAR complex; synapse.